This is a messenger RNA of Ilyonectria robusta, 1823 nucleotides long. Its product is annotated as putative mRNA capping enzyme alpha subunit. Gene Ontology annotation, molecular function: ATP binding; mRNA guanylyltransferase activity. Gene Ontology annotation, cellular component: mRNA capping enzyme complex. The record is from RefSeq and is a predicted model, not a curated record. Lineage: Eukaryota; Fungi; Ascomycota; Sordariomycetes; Hypocreales; Nectriaceae. The coding region runs from base 226 to 1389 and encodes 387 amino acids. The transcript is spliced from 2 exons. Gene Ontology annotation, biological process: 7-methylguanosine mRNA capping.
CGGCGUCAACGCCCUUAUCGAUAAGGGGCGUGCGUCGUUGCGACAAACGCUCGUUGCGUCGCAACCUCCAAGUGCAAACGGAAAAAGAAACUUUUACUGCACUAUGCCUCCGGGUUCUUCUAACGGAGCCUGGCCCGCGUCGUAUUUGAUGAUUCACUGAUUCAACCACGCGCGUCCCCAUUCGACUGAGCGCGACGCGUUACUCUACGAGCCCAUCAAGCAACCAUGGAAGGUCCCGACGGCCCCAUCGCCUCCAUCGCCGAGCCUGGCGUCAAGGCUGAGGGACAGCUGCUGUACUCAAUGCGUAAGGAGGUGGCAGAGCUGCUAGGCCGUCACCAGACCAGCUUCCCCGGCGCACAGCCAGUGAGCUUUGCUCGUCAGCACUUGGAGGAGCUCACCAAGCAAGAUUACUACGUCUGCGAGAAGUCGGACGGCAUCCGAUACCUUCUCUACUCGACAUCCGACGAAGGCGGUGGAGAGGCGCACUAUCUGAUCGAUCGCAAGAACGACUACUGGUUCAUCACCAACAGAAACCUCCACUUUCCUCUCGAGAACGAUCAGGGAGCAUUCCAUACGGCAACCCUAGUCGAUGGCGAGCUUGUUUGGGAUAGCCUGCCCAAUGGCAAGGCUGAGCCUCGGUUCCUCGUCUUUGACUGCCUCGUCAUGGACGGCAACAAACUCAUGGAUCGCACAUUGGACAAGCGGUUGGCGUACUUCAAGGAACGACUGUACAAUCCAUAUAAGAAGCUGUUCAAGGACUUCCCCGAUGAGCUCCGAUUCCAGCCCUUCUACGUGGAGAUGAAGCCCUUUCAGCUGGGCUACGGCAUCGAGAUGAUGUUCAAGCAAAUCCUACCAAGCUUGAAGCACGGCAACGAUGGCCUUAUCUUCACCUGCCGCAACACGCCCUACAAGCACGGCACCGACCCACACAUCCUCAAGUGGAAGCCUCCGGAGGAGAACACUGUGGAUUGCCGCCUGCGCCUGACAUUCCCCACGGUCGAGCCCGACGAGUUGGAGAGGCGUGAGGGCAUGACAGAGCCGUUCGUCGAUUACGACAGCGUCCCCAAGGCUCAGCUGUUCGUCUUCAAAGGAGACAGUGGCCCAGAUCGUUACGAGCCUUUCCACGAGGUGUUCAUGACCGAGGAUGAGUGGGAGGUUCUGAAGGGCCUCAACGAUCCCUUGAAUGACCGCAUUGUCGAGUGUAACAUAGACGAGCAAAACCGGUGGCGCAUCGUCCGUUUCCGAGACGACAAGAGCGAGGCGAACCACAAGAGCACGAUCACGAGUGUUCUCGAGAGCAUCAACGACCGUGUUUGCGACAAGGAUCUUUACAAGGCGGCCGGCCGGAUCCGCGAUAGCUGGAAGGCCCGCCAAGCUCGCCCUCGGUAGGCUCCUCUCGCAGCCGAGCCAGCACUGGAGCAUGGCACAAGGCGGAACAUGGCACGUUGGCUGAAAUUUCGAAUUAGGUAGAGAAGGAUGGCUCCGCCCCCUAUUCCUGACUCCUUGGCAAGUUUAUUGGGGGAGCCACUUGAGUGAGGAGAGAGAGAUGGCGUCUGUGGAGGGUGUUUCAAUGAUAGGGCGAGGCGUUUGGUCGAAAGAUUUGGAAGGACAGGGAACAUUAGUUUGCAAUGUUUCUCGAGGAUUCGCCUCUGUUUCGAUAUUCUAGGCGCCUGCUACAAAAUUAGAGUCACUGUUGGAUCUUGUAGGUCUACUAAACACAGCCAUGUGACGCCACUGGAUUUGAACUCUACCUAGCCCCCCAUCUCGACUUAUUAUCUAGGUAUGUAGCAGUCAACGGCCCAAAAUAGACCCCGUGGUUUUGA